CCUCAUUCUUCGCUGCGCCGGCCCUCGUCACAGUUGUUUUUUUUCAUAUACUAACGCGGAAAGCACCCCCGCGUUUCUCAAAAAACCUCUGUCACAACAGCUUCCUGUGAACAGCUGGGCUGAGACGCUGUAAACCGCUACGUCAUGAAUGCGGCCCUACUGUAACUGUGGUGGCAUCUGGCGCAGAAGCUGACCUGGUGCCACGAGACGUUGUCAUGGCGAAGAUAACCUAGCAACUCCCGCCACAUUGACGUAAAAACACGUAAACUAAUUGACCUUUCCUUGCUGCGUUUGCGGCCCGGUGUUGCUCUAUUCUUCUGAAUAUUUCAUAUUUUAUUUCUCAUUUCUGCUCAGGUGCGCUCCGCUAAAAGGCCGCUGCUCGUGCCGAGAGCUGAAUUCAGACGCCACUUGAUUGAGAAGAUACCGAGAGAUGAGGGACACUCAGAUUUGUAACGGCUCCUCCCCGGCCGCCCUGGCCCCAAGGCAGAGGGCUGCACCCUGAACUGUACCUGGGGCUGUUCAAGGAAAGGAUCAGUUACAACAUGGGCCCUGCUUCGGUUCACCUCUGCCACAACUGGCAGGAUGCUACAGAGGAGAUGCCUCCAAACUCUGGAGAGAACUAUCUCUGUGAAGCAGGUGUAGUUCAGACUGGCAGCCUCUGUGUCUAUCCAGGAAAGUUUGGCUGAUUUAACCGUCAGGAACACCUCGAGGCUGGACAGGAAGUGUCAACAGAGCCACAGCAGCCCCUGUGCCAGGGACGGCUUCUCGCUGUGUCCAGAGAACUGUCAUGGAUUAUGAGGAAGCCCUCCACCAGCCGCUUUUUAAUGACAGUACCUGCACCAUGUACCAGCUACUGUGCAUGCAGGAUGGAAGGAACACACGCACACACACACAAACACGCACACACGCACACACACACACACACACACACACACACACACACACACACACACACACACACACACACACACACACACCAAUAAUCUAUUACAUUAUAAGAAUAAAAAUUGAUUAGAAAAAGCAGUAGAAGUCUGGAGUAGCAGGAUGCACAGCCACAUCUAAAGUAAAUAAAGGGCAAAUUAGUAGCUGUUUAUUACUAAAGGUUCAUUCAUCACUAAAGGUUACUUCAAAAGGAAAAAUAGCUUUUUAAUCUAUUUUACAGUAAAUUCAAUUUUUCUGUGUUUAGUUGUGAGGAACAAAGCAGUGAAGUAACUUAUAUUGAACAUGCAGUUUGGUCUGAAAUGAAACUUAUUUACCCUCUAAAAAUGAUAAUAGAUCCAAAUAAAGAGAAUUUAACGGUUCAGGAAGCACCUUAGCCUCUAAGGGAGCUGGAAGCUGUCAAAGAAUAAUGGACGGUUGUAGGAAUUAGAUAUGUGCUCAGCAGCGGUGUAAUGCAAGACAUUUAAAAAAUGAUUGUGGCAUUAAGCAGUUUAGCGGCAAUGACUCACCUGUUGCAACGUUCCAUUAACAGAGCGAUCACAGAAAUUAUUACAGUAUAAUGAUGGUUUCAUGUGUUAUUUGUUUGCACAUUUUGCAUAGUGUGGUUGCUGUUAUUAUUGGACCACACACACAUCAAAAUCAUCUAAAGGGAAAUGUUUUAGUCACCAGAAGUGGUCGGGGUGGGGGGGCUAACUCAGCUAAUAUUGUUCAGAUCCACACCCACUGACACGGUCCACAUCAAUCUAAUCCAAAUAGAACUUACUGUAACUGUUUUAAGUCCACAUCACUACCCGUAAAGCUACUCAACACCUACGCAUGUCACAAUUCAGUAUUUGCACAGAAAUUAACUAAUACUGUAGGUUUAGCAUUGGCGAAGAGCAGAGCUGCAAAGUGAUGGGCCGUGGGCUGGAGUGAUGGACUAUUGGACAAAUGCCACCAGCUGUGGUAAAGCAAGGUUUUAAUUUGGAAAAUGCAGUAAAAUAUUAGGCUGGAAACUGAAUGCCGCAUGUUUCAUUUGAGUUCAUUAGAGACUUUAAUUCAGCCACUUGCAGCACUUGUAGCAGGAGACUGAGAAUGUGAGCAAUAUUUCCAACUUGCCUUCCAACCCUAUAAACAGGGCUGUCGGCCCUUCCCUAAAUGGCACCUCUCACUUCCAAAAGACAGUGUGCACUGUUGUAUUUUGAUUAGUUUUUACUACAUUUGCAGGGCGGCUGCCAGGGUGAAGAAAAACCAAUAGAAUCAUGGAGAGAGAACACUUGUCACACAAGGUGAAGGCCACAGUGGUGCCUGUGGUGAUCGGAGCACUAGGGGCUGUGACCCCCCAAACUGGAGGAGUGGCUACGACAGAUCCCUGGAAAAACAUCCAAAAUCUCAGUCCAGAAAAGUGCAGUCCUAGGAACAGCAAGGAUACUGCGCAGAACCCUCAAGCUCCCUGGCCUCUGGUAGAGGACCCGAGCUUGGAAAGUGGAUAAGACCACCCGCGGAGGGUGAGAAUAGAGUGUAUAUAUAUGUUAUAUAUGACUUAUUUUAUGUAAUAUGUAUUUAUGAAUAGUUUUUAGGACAUUCCAUAUAUCAGCAGCAGCUUAUCAGUUAACCUAUGCUGUUAUGAAAUAAGGUCAUGUGUGGUCAGCGCUGACUGCAAUCCAACAAAAUGAGGCCACACCUUUAUCUAAAUCCACAGUAUAAACCAGUAAAACGGGCAUUUUGUAGCCCUGCCCAAGGGCCCCUGAGCACAUGACACCGUUAACAGAACAUCAAAUGUUUGUGUUUUAAUUGGCGUUUAAAAAAGUAUCUAAUGCAAACAUUUGAUGGCCAAGUUAUAUUUGCUUUUACAGCUUCCAGUAUAUGCUAUUUAUUUUAGUUGAAACACAAAACCAAAAUAAACUGGCCAUUUAGCAACUGCCAGUCACAUAAAAUGUUCGUUUAAUUAAGAUUUAAAUGAUGAAGUAAUACACCCAUUAUGCAAGCUUUGCAAGAAACACAUCUGUACAUAGACAAGCAGUGAAUCGAAGGACGCAGUAAAAACAUGUACAAAAAUGAUUUUAGCGCGGCAAAUUCCCAGGUUGUGAGUAAUGAGGGGUCAAUGAGAAACUGAGAGGUGAAAUAAUGUUAAAGGUUAGUCUAAGUAAAGUACAUCAAGUCUUAUUAUCAGUCCAGGUGUGUGAGUGUCUUAGGUAACUUUAAAGAUAGGCUGGGAUUUUGCUCUUAUCACAUUCUUGCCUUGCCCACUCUAAAAUGGAUAAUAUUGUUUGGUUACGCCAGUAUUUGCAAUACAUCUGAAUGUGGGCGAAUUAUCAUUUUGACCUAAAUCUGCACUAUGCUAUACAUUUAAAAGCACUAAAAGCAUUCGCUGAUACCAGUAAAACACAGGGUCAUGUUGAGUAAGCACAACUGAAAGCUAAUUAAAUAAUUAAGUACAGUUAGUGGAAAUGCUUUUGCAUUUAUUAAAUAUUGUACAUUAAAGCAGAAAAUGUUCCUAGAAAAGGCUGAUGCAAAUUAUGCUUCCUUAAAUAAAAAUGUAUUAUUUCCCAUAGCUAUAACCUUUUAUCUUUAUACUAUAAUAAAUGGUUCCUGGUGGUUUUCUAGGGAGCUUCGUGGGAAUAUUAUAAAUGACAGGAUGUCAUUGGGUGUGUUGUAAAGUAAAAUAUUAUUCAUCUCAGACAUGUAGUUGUUGUUGCGCCUUAUAUAGUAUCUAUGUAAACAUACAGCAGGACCUUGGCAGUGAACCAAGUCAAUCCAAGUUCUGCCUUAAUUUGUUUUAGAGGAAGAGUAUUUUUCUUGUGAAGUCCUGUUGGGAUUUAACAAUUUGAUUGGUUCUGUCUGCGGCUUAUCAGACUAUAUAAAGAGAUGGAAAUGAGAAAUGGGAUCAUACCUUCCUCUUAGCAGUCAUGGGUCCUCUGUUACUGCUUUGGGCUGUGGGGGCCUUAUUCUUCUGUCCGUCUAGUGCUGGAUGGGCAGGGAGGGAGUUUGCCAUGUCAUUCAUGCAGAAUUAUGCCGCGAACUACGACAGUCCUCGCUUUCAGCUCUCCAUUGCUGCCGUUCAGGCCAGCGCCAAAGUAACAGUGCAGGUUCCUCCUCUAAAGUUUAGACAAGACCUAACUGUAAAUGCUGGACAAGCCGUGACGGUUUCUCUACCCACUACUGUUGAAAUCUAUGGCAGCCAGAGGUCUCCCAACACAGUGCGCAUCGAAGCCUCAGCAGAUGUGACUGUGACCUCCCUCAGCAACAAGCUGUACACUACCGAUACCUCUCCGGUGUAUCCGACCACUGACUGGGGUACAGAGUAUUUCAUCUUUACACCUGCUGGAUCACCACUUGGCUCCUUCAAAGAGUUUGCAGUGGCAAAUGGAAAAGACACCAACAAAAUAGAAAUCACCCCCAAAGGUCCAAUCCUGUUUCAAGGUCGCAUCUAUGGGCCUGACAGUCAGAUGGUAAUAGAUCUCCAGCCUUAUGAAAGUGUCCAGCUCCAGAGCAUAGCUGACCUCUCGGGCUCCAGAGUGGCCUCCCAGCGUCCUGUUGCUGUGUUCACAGGUCACAGUUGCACCUGGCAAUUCUCAAAAUGUAACCAUGUUUAUGAGCAGCUACUGCCAGUGAGCAGCUGGGGAACCACCUUCAUCGUGCCUCCCAUCAGAUUGCAGAAGCAAUAUGACAGUGUUUACAUCCAGGCCUCCCAGUCCACCACAGUCAAUGUCCAGAAUGGCAACAGUAAAAGUGUUCUGACUUUUUCCAGAGGUCAGUCAGUGGAGCUCCGCUUGCGUUAUCCUGAUAUACUGUCCAUCAAAUCCAAUCAGGGCAUCCAGGUCCUCUUCUUGUUUAACGGCGUCACACAAGGAUUAGUCCAGUCGUACGACCCUUUCCUGAUGACCAUCCUGCCCACAGACCGCUUCUGCUCAUCUUACUCCCUAGAGGCUCUAGAUGGCUUUGAUAACCAAGCCCUCCUUGUGGCACAGACCAGUACCAUAGCAACACUGCGCGCUGAUGGGGCAAACCUGCCCGGUAAUGUUCAGUGGGCACAGGUCCCAGGAUCUGAUUUCUCCUGGGCGGCAAUGCCGUACCGUCACGCACCUGGCCGCAACAGGCUGACCGUGUCCAGCUCUGGUUCUCCCUUUGCUGUUUACAGCAUUGGAUUCAGUCAGAUGAAUGGCUACGGGGCUCCAGCACAAUGUAUAAAGCCAGGAAGUGGAUCUUUGUCGUGCAGCGAUAUCACCUGCAGUGCCAAUGAGGUGUGUGAGAUGAAGGAUGGGUACCCCUCCUGUGUCCCCAAGCCAGUUAGCCAGCCGGGCACCUGCUGGGCCAUGGGAGAUCCCCACUACCACACGUUUGAUGGACGAAACUACAACUUCAUGGGUACAUGCACAUAUGUGUUUGCUAAAAACUGUGAAAAGGACAACAGUCUUCCAGCCUUUGAGGUCCUGACCCAGAAUGAGAACAGAGGAAGCCUCAAAGUGUCUUACGUAGCCCUCGUCAUAGUGAAGGUGUACGGUGUCACCAUCACCAUAGUCCGUUCUGAGAUAGGUCAAGUCAGGAUUGACAACACUUUGUGGAGGUUGCCUAUAGCCUUAAACAGCAACAAACUGCUCGUGUUUCAAAGCGGUCGCUCUGCUGUUAUCGAUACUGACAUCGGUCUGACUGUUCGUUAUGACUGGGAACACUCCCUUGUGGUCACUCUGUCCGGCACUUACGCAGGCAAGACUUGUGGCCUCUGCGGCAACUUCAACGGAAACCCCAGUGAUGAUUUCACCACACCCUCUGGCACCCAGGCUGAUGGGGCUGUGGCCUUUGGGAGCAGCUGGAAAGUGCCGGGGCUGGUGAAAGAUGAACUGUGUAGAGAUGACUGUGUGGGUGAAUGUGAACAUUGUGUAGACAGCAAAAUUUGGGAAGGUAACACUUUUUGUGGGCUCAUCACUCUAAUAAACGGGCCGUUCAGCAAGUGUCACGCUACCAUCAGCCCACAAGUCUACCUGGAAAACUGUAAAUAUGACUUAUGCAUGGGGGGAGGCCUUCGACAAUUCCUUUGCAGGGCACUAGAGGCAUACACUGAUGCGUGUCAGCUUGCUGGGAUCCAGGUCCAAGAAUGGAGGGGUCUUGCACAGUGUCCUUCUAAAUGUCCAGCCAACAGCCACUAUGAGCUCUGUGGCAGCGCCUGCCCCGCCACUUGCGCUGAUCCUACCGCUCCCACCAAAUGCAAAUUCCCCUGUGUGGAAACCUGCACCUGUAACCCAGGCUUUGUUUUGAGCGGGGGCCAGUGUGUGUACGCCACUCAGUGUGGGUGUAGGUAUGAGGGUGGGUACAUUCCCCCCGGGGAGUCAUUCUGGGCUGACCAGAACUGCCAGAAAUGGUGCACGUGCAUUGGUUUGACUGGAAGCCUAGUGUGUAAGGAUAAAACCUGUGGGAAUGGGCAGAAGUGUCAGGUGGUGGCAGGCAUACGGAAGUGCCAAGCGGUGUCCUACAGCACCUGCCAGGCUACAGGGGACCCCCAUUACUUGACAUUUGACAACACAAGGUUUGACUAUCAGGGCACCUGUGUGUACCAACUAGUGGCCCUCUGCUCCAAGAACCCAGACCUUGUGCCCUUUGAAGUCCUUGUGCAGAACGAUUUCCGGGGCAGCAAGGUGGUUUCCUUCACCAAGUUAGUAGAGAUCAGGGUCUAUUCCCUCAGCAUUGUCAUUACCAAGACAUACCAAGGCCUGAUCCUGGUGAAUGAUGAGCUGGUCAACCUCCCAGUCACCCUUGCUGACGGCAAGGUGUCUGUGUAUAAGAGUGGCUUGUAUGCUGUCGUCACCACAGACUUCGACCUCAAAGUCAUGUUCAACUGGGAGAGUGCUGUGUUCGUAACUCUGCCAAGCAACUACAUGGGAGCUGUGUGCGGCCUGUGCGGCAACUACAACAGCAAAGCUCAGGAUGACCUGAUUCCGAAGAACGGGGACAAGCCCGUCUCAGCGACCGACUUUGGGAACAGCUGGAAAGUGGCUGAGAUCCCAGGAUGUGUCGGAGGCUGCAAGGGGGUGUGUCCUGACUGUGACAUCAACCAGAAGGUUCAGUAUGAAAAGAACGAUUUCUGUGGCGUUCUGAGGGACCCCAAAGGGCCCUUCCGUGACUGCCAUGCUAAGGUGGACCCAACCGGCUACUUCGAAAACUGCGUGUAUGACGUUUGCCUGUACAAUGGCAGGAAGGACAUACUGUGUCAGGCUAUUGCAGCAUACACCUCUGCCUGCCAGUCUGUGGGGGCCAAGGUGUACAACUGGAGAAGCAGUCAGUUCUGUGCGAUACAAUGUCCAGCCAACAGCCACUAUGACGUUUGUGCCUCCGGCUGUCCUGCCACUUGUGGGACUCUAGCUUCGCUUCCAGUCUGUAUAGCACUGUGUAAGGAGGGUUGCUCCUGUGAUGAGGGCUUCAUCCUCAGCGGAGCCCAGUGUGUCCCCUUUUCUCAGUGCGGCUGCUUCUUUCGCGAACGCUACUACCAAAUCGGCCAAGUGUUUUACCCCAACGGGCAGUGUGAGGAGGAGUGCAACUGCACGCAAAACGGACAAGUUGUGUGCAAGAAGUUUUCUUGUGGCCCCAAUGAGCAGUGCAAAGUUGAGAACGGCAUCCAGAAGUGUCACCCCGUGGGUAAGGGCGUGUGCUCGGCCGCCGGCGACCCCCAUUACCGCUCCUUCGAUGGGCGAGCGUUCGACUUCCAGGGCACCUGCACCUACACGCUCUCCAAGGGCUGUGGACUGGAGGGCACCCACCUGAUCCCCUUUUCUGUGGAGGUGGAGAACGUGGCGUGGACACCCAACAAAAUGGUGUCCGUCACAAAACUAGUUGCUGUGAAUGUCUACGGCUUCAACCUCAUCUUGAAGAACGGCGUGUUUGGAGUCCUGGUUGAAGGAGUGUUUAACUAUCUCCCACUCAGUCUUAAUAACGGAGCAGUGCUGGUCUAUCAGGAAGGCAGGCAGUAUGUGAUUUCAGCAGAUUUUGGGCUGGUCGUGACCUAUGACCUGCUUUACCAUGUGACAGUCACAGUACCUGGUAAUUACCGUGAAAAGGUCUGUGGCCUGUGUGGCAACUUCAACGGCAACCAGAAUGAUGACUUUCAGAUGCCAAACCACCAGCUCGCCAGCAACGUCAACAUGUUCGGGACUUCCUGGAAGGUCGCCAUUCCUAACGUGGCCUGCGAAAACGGCUGCGAAGGGGCGAAGUGUCCCACGUGUGACCAGGCUCGCAGGGAUGUGUUUUCAAAUCUUGAUUAUUGUGGUAUCAUCACGGCUCCACGGGGUCCCUUUUCAGCGUGCCACAGUAAAGUGGCCCCGCAGCCGUACUUUGAGGACUGCGUGUUCGAUGUUUGUGUCUCCAACGGCGAUGGGAAGGUGCUGUGUGACAGCGUAGCGUCCUACGCCUAUCACUGUCACCUGGCAGGCGUCGACAUCAUCUGGAGGACGCCCUCGUUUUGCCCUAUGAAAUGCCCAGCCAACAGUCACUAUGAGGUGUGUUCCAAUGUCUGCUCCACUGCCUGCCCGGGCCUCGCACAGAUAAUCCGGUGCCCCAGAUGCUCAGAGGGCUGUGAAUGCGACACAGGCUUUUUGUUCGAUGGACAGAAAUGCGUUAAGGAGACGGACUGUGGCUGCUAUAGCAACGGAAGAACCUAUAAGCCUGGUGAUGUUGUGUAUGGCGACGACUGUAGCACAAAGUGCACCUGUAACUCAGCUACAGGCCUCCAGUGUGAAAAGUACACCUGUCCUCAAAACACCAAAUGCAUGGUUAGGAAAGGAAUCAGGGCGUGUUACAACACAGACCCUUGCAAAGAUGCCAACUGUCGCGUCAAGGAGACGUGCCGCGUUGAGAACGGCGACGCUGUCUGCAUCCCCCAGUACACGGGCGUCUGCUGGGCCUGGGGCGACCCCCACUACCACACCUUCGACGGGUACAACUUCGACUUCCAGGGGACCUGCAAGUACAUCAUCUCCAAGACCUGCGGGGACCUGGGUGGUCUGGAGCCAUUCACAAUCACUGAGAGAAAUGAUAACCGGGGAUCCGCAGUAGUUUCCUACGUCAGGGAGGUGGAGGUUUCUGUAUAUGGCUACUCCAUCACAGUCAUCAAGAACCAGAUUGGUAAAGUCAUGGUGGAUGGAGAGCAACUGAAUCUUCCUGUAACACUAGGUGAUGGUUUAGUGUCAGUGGUUCAAAGUGGCGGCACUGCAUUGGUGCAGACAAAGUUUGGCCUGAUUGUCCAGUACGACUGGAACUGGUCGCUAACCAUUAAGCUGCCCAGCAGCUACUACGGCAGCGUGUGUGGUCUCUGCGGUAAUUUCAACGGGAACGUCGGUGAUGAGCUCCAAAAUCCCGCGGGGAAACCUGUCUCCAGUGUGAUAGACUGGUGCAAGAGCUGGCAAACGCCGGACCAGGACAAGAACUAUCCCUGCUGGGACACGUGUGAGAAGAACUGCCCCACCUGCGACGGAAACCUGGCCAAGCUCUACGAGACUCAGGCCUCCUGCGGCGCCAUUGCGGCUAAAGCCAACGGCGUGUUCCAGCAGUGCCACGGAAAAGUGGACCCCCAGGUCUUCAUGAACAGCUGCGUGUAUGACGUGUGCUUGAAUAACGGCGACAAGAAGUUGCUGUGCCAGGCGCUGGCCACCUACAGCAAGCGGUGUCGCGAGGAAGGAGUAAUAAUCCGCAACUGGAGGCAGACCUUUAACUGUCCGAUGAACUGUCAGCCUCACAGCCACUAUGAAGACUGCGCCAGCCCAUGCCAGCCGUCCUGCCCGUUCCCCGAUCAAAAGCCCAUCUGCAUCGAUGUUUGUGUUGAGGCCUGCGUGUGUGAUCCAGGCUACGUCCUCAGUGCCGGCGUCUGUGUGCCCGCUAAGACCUGUGGCUGCUCCUACCAGGGCCGCUACUACAAACCCGGAGAGACGUUCUGGGCCGACGACGCCUGCCGCCGCCUGUGCGAGUGCGACUCCUCCCUGGGCAUGGUGACGUGCCGCAAGGCCUCCUGCGCCGCCAACGAGCGCUGCGCCGUGGAGAACGGCGUGCGCGCGUGCCAGCCCAUCAGCUACGCCACGUGCACGGGCUCGGGCGACCCACACUAUCGCACCUUUGACGGCCGAAGGUAUGACUUCCAGGGCACGUGUGUGUACCAGCUGGUGGCACUGUGCAACCAAACGUCUGGGCUGGUGCCGUUUAAGGUCACUGUGCAGAAUGACAACCGGGGAAGCGCAGCUGUGUCACACACAAAGACUGUCACCUUGUCCAUAUACAAUGUCAACCUGACCAUCAGCAGAGAUUACCCCCGAAGAGUCCUGCUUAAUGGGCAGCUCGCCUCAUUGCCGCUGGAAUACAAUAACGAGGUGGCGGUGUUUGUUAGUGGCUGGACGGCUGUGGUGGAGACCGCUGCUGGCAUCAAGGUAACCUUUGACUGGCAGAGCACGGUGACCGUCACCCUGCCCAACACCUACCAGGGCUCCGUGUGCGGCUUGUGUGGCAACUACAACGGGAACGCUCAGGACGACCUGCUGAUGCCAAACGGCCAGAGCGCCGCUGACGGAACCCAGUUGGGGCAGAGCUGGCAAAGCGCCGCGGUGCCGGGCUGCUCGGCCGCCUGCCAGGGGGCGUGGUGCCAGGCCUGCUCAGACUCCCAGAAGAAGGUCUACGAAGCCCAGGCGUACUGCGGCAUCAUCGUCGACAAGGCGGGGCCCUUCAGGGGCUGCCACGGCCGCGUGGACCCAGCGCCGUACAUGGAGGACUGCGUGUACGACGCCUGUCACUACCACGGUCACCAGGCGGCAGUCUGUGACGCAGUGGGCCUGUACGUCUCUGCCUGUCAGAGUCUGGGAGUCACCAUUCUGCCUUGGAGAACAGAUAAAUUUUGUCCGAUGGCGUGCCCAGAGAACAGCCAUUACACGCUGUGUGCCGCCGCCUGCCCCGCCACCUGCGCCAGCCUGGCCCCCCGGGACAGUUGCCACAGGGGUUGCGCAGAGGCCUGUGAGUGCAAUGAGGGCUACCUGCUGAGCGGCCGUGCCUGCGUGCCCGUGAAGGACUGCGGCUGCUCGUACAACGGCCGCUACUACGAGAAAGGGGAGGUCUUCUACCCCGAAGCCGAGUGCGUGGCUCAGUGCGUCUGUGGCGAGAACGGCGUCGUAUCGUGUGAAAAGGCCAGGUGCCGGCCGGGGGAGAUCUGUAAGGUUCAGAACGGAGUGAAGGGCUGCUACCCCGAGGGCCAGGGCAAGUGCGUGGCCUCUGGUGACCCCCACUACAUCUCCUUUGAUGGACAGAGGUUCGACUUCCAGGGCACCUGCGUCUACGUGUUGGCUAAGGUCUGCAACGAUGACAAUGGCCAGCUGGUGCCGUUCACUGUGACCCAGGGGAAUGAGAAGUAUGGAAACGGGAAAGUGUCCGUGACGGAGUCGGUUGGCGUGCAGGUCUACGGUCAUGUCAUUUACAUCCAGCAGGGCAAGCCCUGGAAAGCCCUUGUGGACGGUGAGCUUCUGAACCUCCCACUCUCGCUGGAGGACGGGGACCUCACAGUUACCCAGCAGGGCCGCAACAUAGUAGUCCAGACCGCCUUCGGCCUGACGGUCCUCUACGACACCGUCUACUACGUGGAGGUGAUCGUGCCGUCCACCUACCAGGACAAGAUGUGUGGCCUCUGCGGCAACUACAACAAGAAGCCCGGCGACGACUUCAUGCUCCCUGGCGGCAAACAGGCGAGCAACGCGGAUGAGUUCGGGAAGGCGUGGGUGUGGGACCUUCCGGGGUACGUGUGCGGGGGGUGCGGAGCCCAGUGCCCGGUGUGCGAGCAGGCCAAGGCCGCCCUGUACGCGAAACCCGAGUGGUGCGGCGUCAUCAGCGCCCCCGACGGGCCCUUCAGGGCCUGCCACGGCGUCGUGGACCCGGCCGCGUACGUGGCCCACUGCGUGUACGACGUGUGCGCCACGGACGGCGGCCGCGACGCGCUGUGCAGCGGCGUGCAGGCGUACGCGCUGGCCUGCCAGAGCGCCGGGGCUCCCGUCGGCCCGUGGAGGAGCGGCUCCUUCUGCCCUGCGUCCUGUCCUCCCAACAGCCACUACGAGCUGUGCGCCAACACCUGCACUGGGACCUGUGCCAGCUUCACGCUGCCGACGCCCUGCUCGGGAAGAUGCUUCGAAGGCUGCAGCUGUGAUGCCGGCUUUGUGUUUGACGGCUUCCAGUGCGUUUCCCUGGACAGAUGUGGGUGUGUGUACAACGGUCAAUACCUGUCGGUGGGACAGACAGCUGUAGAUAAGAACUGCACGUCCAGGUGUGUGUGCCAGGCCUCUGGUCUGAUCAAGUGUGACAGCCUGUCCUGUGGCCGUGGGGAGUCGUGCAACGUCCGAGACGGGGUCCGCGGCUGCCACGUCCAACAGGGGCAGUGCAGCGUCAGCCCGGCCGGCCUGUUCACCUCCUUCGACGGCAUGGCCGGAGCGGUGGGAGCAGCGCUGGGGGCGUUCGAGGCGGCGGCGCUGUGCGACGUCGCGUCCGAGCUGUGGUUCCGCGUGGUGCUGGACGUCAGGGUCUGCGCUAAAGGGACGCCCCCCGCCGUCGCCGCCGUCUACGUGUUCUUCAAGGAGGCCGUCGUCUCAGUGAACAGCCAGCAAGAGACCCGGGUAAACGGCAGGAAGGUGUCGCUUCCCAGCACAGUCACAGCGGAGCUGUCUGUCAGAGUCGCAGACAGGGCUGUGAUCAUCGAGAAGGCAUCUGCCGUGCGGGUCACAUACUCAAUUUCACAGGAGGUCAACGUUAUUAUUGGCAGCAGCCUGUCCGGUAAAGUGUGCGGCGCCUGUGGCAACUACAAUAACAACCCCAAAGAUGAUAUGACGACUGCAGAUGGGAAAAUCGCCGCCGAUGUGUCUGUGGUGAUCGGCUCCUGGAGCGCCGGAGACUUCUCCAGAUGUGGUCUGUAGAGAUGUUGGCUUUGGGGUCAUUGAACGCAUCUCACUUCCAGGAUAGAAGAAUGUGAAGUCCUUCAUUAAGAGCCGUACUUACUCGUCAUACCUCUGCACUUUGCCUUAAUCUGUCCUGUGCCAUGGUUUGUGGUUUAUGUUGUUUACUGCUGGUUUGGUGCUCUAUUGUUCCCUUUAGUGUUACAACACAACUGCUCACUCUUGACCAACAUCUCCAUCUGGUGGAGGAAGAACUCAUAGCAUCUACUUUACACUGUUUUAUCAAAUGCCUUCUUUUUGCUGUUCUGACUAAUAAAUACAUUUGUCAUUA
Molecule: messenger RNA, 13146 nt
Organism: Betta splendens (Siamese fighting fish)
Lineage: Eukaryota; Metazoa; Chordata; Actinopteri; Anabantiformes; Osphronemidae
Product: IgGFc-binding protein
Exons: 26
Coding region: 3828-12836 (3002 amino acids)
Cellular component (GO): extracellular matrix
Molecular function (GO): protein binding
Source: RefSeq, a predicted model, not a curated record